AUGGUGUCCCGCUUUGACGAUGUCCGUCACAUGGCGGACGAAAGCUCAGCAAGGAUUCAUCGGGGUCGUAGACCGGUGCGCCGGGCACCUAUUCGCACAAAUUUAAAGGCAAUCGCCAUGCAGCUUCCGGUGAGACCAACUUACGAAUCCCUUCCACUCGCCUCUUCGGAUGAAAUGAAAUGUACUCCAGCAAGUAAUGCGAUGUCUCAUUGA
Molecule: messenger RNA, 213 nt
Organism: Protopolystoma xenopodis
Lineage: Eukaryota; Metazoa; Platyhelminthes; Monogenea; Polystomatidea; Polystomatidae
Source: the annotation of a GenBank genome assembly